This is a messenger RNA of Pipra filicauda (Wire-tailed manakin), 2360 nucleotides long. RefSeq lists its product as uncharacterized. The coding region runs from base 486 to 2360 and encodes 624 amino acids. NCBI's taxonomy places the organism in Eukaryota, Metazoa, Chordata, Aves, Passeriformes, Pipridae. The record is from RefSeq and is a predicted model, not a curated record. The transcript has 2 exons.
GCCUGGGACAUCCCGCGGCCACGGCUGGCUGCCCAGGGCGGUGGCAGCGCCAGCUGCGGGAUGCAGACAGGGCUGAACCGCGGGGAGGCCGCGGGCAGCGGGGCCGUGCGGGAGCUGUUGGCUGGGACCGGCUGGAGCGUCUGGGAGGGGAAAGCGGGGGAGCCUUGUGCCGGGCACAGCCGGCUGCAAGUAGUUGCAACCAGCCGCAGCCAGUUGUGUGCCCCCUGCGCUGCUGUCCUCGGGGCGCCGGGAAAUGGCCCAUUGUGACAGCGGUGGUGCGUUGCCGAGCCCUUUGUGAUGCGGGACCUGCUUGGGCCCGCGGGCCAUUGUGACAGCGCGGGGCCCCGCCCUGCCCGGCAGGCUAUUUAAGAGGGCAGAGCCCUGCAGUGCCCUCUUUCUCCCAGGAGAGCAUCUGUCUCAGGAGGCAGCAUCUCUCUUGGGGGCCUCAGCGGCAGAGGAAGUAGCCGACGCGAUAGAUUUGCAAGAUGAAGAAGUUCAUCGACUUGCAGCCGCGCAAGUGGCUGUCGAGCUGGCAGAGGAAGCACAAGGUGGACAACUGGCAGACGCAGGCAGCAGCGCAGGAAGAGGAGAAGAGCGCCUCUUCUGCUGCUGCCGUGGCUGAGCAGGUGAGAGCAGCAGGGGCAGAGAGCCAGGCAGCUGCCCCACGCAGCCCCAGAGGCGGCGGCCGCGCUGUGCUGGGCACCCUGCAGCGCGUGGCACGCGCCGCCCGCAGCAGGCUCGCGGUUGGGAUGCGGCGGCGUGGCCAGAAGCCGGAGCCACAGAGGGAGGUGGAACAAGGUAUGCAGGCAGCCAGAGCAGGAACAUCCGCAGCAGCAGGGUCAGAGAGGCAGGACUCUGCCCUGCAAAGCCCCUGCUGUCCCCCCAGCCCCUUCCCAAGCCAUCUGGAAGCCCUCAGUGGGCAGUGGGCCGGGGCAGCAGCAGGGGCAGUGCUGCCAGUGGCAGAGAGCCAGGACGAGGCCUGCUCUGAGGAUGAGAGUCUCUGGGAUAUCUCCAGCCUCCUCCAGCUGUCAACAGGGGAUGAAAACCCAGAGGAAAGCUGGAGUAGUGGGCAGGAAUGUAGCUCAGUGUCCCUCCCACGCCAGGCCUGGGCAGAGCCCGGGAGCUCUUACACCAGGGCAAAGCCCCCCACCCCGGACGGCUUUCCAGACCGCUGCGCCCUCAGCGCCUUGCCAAGUGACCUGGAAGCUCUCAGUGGCCAGUGGGCAGGGAAAGCAGCCAAGGCCGUCCUCCCAGUGGCACCGAGCAAGGAUGGGGCCUGCUCUGAGGAGCUCUCAGACAUCUGCAGCCUCCUAGAGCUGCCCCAAGAAGAACGCAGCGGAGACCAAAGGUGGAGGAGGAGAGAAAAGAGGCUCCCCGUGCCCAUGCCACGGGAGGCAUGGUCAGAGCCCUGGGACCUUCAAGUGCCCACACCCAGAGCCCGUGCCCCAGUUCGUGGCAGCAGCAGCCCUUACAUUAGGCCACAGGCCCCGAGCCCGGACGCCUGCCCCCCCAGCCCCUCGCCAAGCCAGCUGUCAGCUCCCAGUGGGCAGUGGGCAGGGCUCCCGCACGUCUCCAGGGACUCUGCAGGGCAAGAAAACACAGACCCACCGCUGUCCCCGGAAGAAGACAGCCACGAGGAGGAGCUGUCAGAGAAGAAAGGGGACGGCAUCAAAAUAUACACCAUCUGGGUCAAGCCCUCCCUCAUUCCGGUGCUGCUGGAGCCUCAGCCUGCUGGCCAGGAAGGGCCCAAAUGUCCCUGCGUCAUCUGCGCAGAGGCGGCCCAAGAGGCAGUCGGGGACCCGCGCGGCACAUCUCCCGCCCCGGCGGGUCCCAGGCACAGCCGGCCAACGGCUGCUGCCCCGCAGCGCCCCACAGGCUGCUGCCCCGCCGUGCUGGACACGCUGCAGCGCGCGGCACGUGCCACCCUGAGCAGGAUCGCAGCUGUGAUCCGGCGACGGGGCCGGCGGCCGGGGGAACAGCGGCACCCGGCUCAAGGCAUGGACGCAGCCAUGCUGGCAACAGCCCCAGCAGCAGGGGCAGAGAGCCAGGCAGCUGCCCUGCGCAGCCCCUGCCGCCUCCCCAGCCUCUCGCCCAGCCGACUGGAAGCUCGCAGGGGGCAGUGGGCAGGGGUAGCAGCGCAGACGCUCCUGCCCCUGCCACAGAGCCAGGAGGGGGCCUGCUCUGAGGACCAGAGCCUCUGGGACAUCUCCAGCCUCUUAGAGCGCUGCCAAGGCCCAGAAAACACACCCCAAAGCUGCAGUAGUGGCGCAGCAAGUAGCUCUGGCUCCCUCCCAUCUGAGGCAUGGUCAGAGCCCUGGGACUCUUCAUCGGCCACGUCCACAUCCACCUCCACGGACUGA